Messenger RNA from Penicillium olsonii, 2373 nucleotides. NCBI's taxonomy places the organism in Eukaryota, Fungi, Ascomycota, Eurotiomycetes, Eurotiales, Aspergillaceae. The record is from the annotation of a GenBank genome assembly.
AUGAGGUUCUCCAGCUUUCUGCCCCUGAUCGGUGCUUUUUCACUCUUUCAACAAUCAGCAGCACGAUCCCAAGCCUCCGAGGCCAUUCGACAAGUGACACCCAUCGAUAAUGCGAUCAUUCGGACUCCUUCACAUCAAAUAGACCACCUAUCACAGUUCGAUGUGACCUUUGAGAUCCACGGCGGCAAGCGGAUCAAACUAGAACUCGAACCCAACCAUGAUAUCCUAGCCGACGAUGCCUUCGUCCAGUACGUCGCCCCCGAUGGAUCAUUAACGCACGCCGAACCCAUCCAGCGUCAUGAGCACAAAGUGUUCCGAGGGCGCGCCUUGGAGGGAUCGGGUAAGGGGCGGUGGACGCCCGUUGGCUGGGCCAGAAUCACCGUCAAGAGAGAUGGCCUGGAUCCUCUCUUUGAGGGUGCUUUCAGCAUCAACGAGGAUAAACAUCACAUCGAGUUGAUGUCGAAUUACAUUGACAAGAAGCGCCCGAUCGAUGCCGACGUUCAGCUUCGCCAGGGGGAGUACAUGCUCCUCUACCGUGAUUCAGACAUGUUCCAUUACACGCACUCCGAGCUCAAGCGGUCGCUGCCGGCAACCACCGGCUGUGGCGCGGACCAGCUCGACUACAAUGCCGACCUGUCUAACUCCAUCUUCCCGUACGGUGUCACCCCGGCGGACCCCCGCUGGGGAAUGACAUCGUUGGAUUCGCUGUUUGGACUGGCCAAGCGACAGUCAGACGAUGGCGGCGUAUCGGGUAAUACCGGCGGUGUCAAUCUGAAAUCCACCAUCGGCGAUACCAGCGGCUGUCCCAAGACCAAGAAGGUGGCUUUGAUUGGAAUUGCAACGGAUUGCGAGUUCACCGACUCGUUCAAGUCCUCUAACUCGACGCCCAAGGAGGCUGCGAAGGACUGGAUCAUCAACGUGGUGAACACGGCCUCCAGUCUCUAUGAGGACUCUUUCAACGUGUCCAUCGGUCUGCGCAAUCUCUCCAUUUCCGAACCCGGAUGCUCCAGCACCAGUGCCUCUUCCACUCCCUGGAACGUGGAUUGCACCAAUGGCAAUGUGACCUGGCGUCUGAACGAGUUCUCCAAGUGGCGUGCGAAGUACUCCGAUGACAAUGCGUACUGGACCCUCAUGACCAACUGCCCGACCGACAGUGAGGUCGGUGUAUCCUGGAUGGGACGGCUGUGCUCGUCCGACCUGGUCAGCUCAGGAGAUAGCUCUGUGACCGGAGCGAACGUGGUUGUUCGUAAUUCCGGUUCGUCCUGGCAAGUGUUCGCCCACGAAACCGGGCACACGUUUGGCGCCGUUCAUGAUUGCACGAGCCAAACCUGUGGGCAGAAACUGGACGAUUCAUCCCAGUGCUGCCCGCUGAGUUCGUCGACUUGCGAUGCCGAUUCGAAAUACAUCAUGAACCCAUAUGCCAGUAAUUCCAUGACCAAGUUCUCGCCAUGCACGAUUGGAAAUAUCUGUUCCGCCAUAGGCAAGAACAGCAUCAAAUCCUCCUGCCUCUCCGAGAACAAGGGCGUCGUGACGAUCAGCGGCAGCCAGUGCGGAAACGGUAUCGUCGAGGCCGGCGAGGACUGCGACUGUGGUGGCGACGAGGGUUGCAGCGACAACGCCUGCUGUGACGCCUCGACCUGCAAGUACAAGUCCGGAGCCGUGUGCGAUGAUUCCAACGACAGCUGCUGCGACAAGUGCCAGUUCGCAUCAUCCGAUACCGUCUGCCGCGCCAGCACCGGCACCUGCGACAUUGCCGAGAAAUGCCCUGGAAACUCCGGCGCCUGCCCAGAGGACAAAUAUGAAGAUGACGGAUCCUCGUGCGGCGACAAAGACCAAGGCCUCAGCUGUGCCAGCGGCCAAUGUACCAGUCGUAACUACCAGUGUCGAACAGUCGUGGGCUCGCUCCUCAACAGCAACGAUACCUGGGCCUGCGAAAACACCCAAGACCCAUCCUGCACUCUGGUUUGCGGCGCGCCUUCCAUCGCCCACUCGUACGGCACAACGCCCUGCAUCCGCAUGAACCAGAACUACCUCGACGGUACACCCUGUGAUUCUGGCGGUCGCUGCAGCGCCGGUCAGUGCAAGGGCUCAUCGGCGAUGGGCUGGAUCCGCGAGCACAAGAAACUGGUGAUUGGCGUCUGUGUCGGUGGUGGCACUCUGAUCCUUCUUGCCCUGUUCUUCUGCAUCUACAGCCGCUGCCGACGUAGCUCGCAGUUGCGCAAGGCCCGCAAGGCCAUGCCCCCUGGAACUUACCGCCGCUAUAAUGGGCCUCAGCCCACGGCUCGUCCGCCGCAGAUGCACCAGUGGCAUGGAUAUCCAAAUGCUGGGUAUCAAAAUGUGCCACCACCUGGCCCACCGCCACGAUACUCAUGA